CUGUCAAGACGCAAGGCCAGCUCUGGUCAUUGUGUACCGUCACCCAGGCUCAUCAUCCACGCUCGUCAGCCCAUCACCGUCUCUAUGAGGUCGACCGGCACACAUGGACCAGAUGUCGUUGCGACAACCGCCGAGACGGAUCCUGUAUGCCAUCGGCACCGCAUUCCUUGUCGUCAUCCUGCUCGUCCAGCUCCGCCGUUCCGACAGCCCGCGGCUAGGGAGCCAACGAUGGGGCUCCGCAAGGGGGACCCUCAUGGGCGACAUCCAGAAUACCACCCUGGGCUUUGAGAAGAUCUUUGUGGUCGGCCUGCCCUCGCGCACGGACCGCCGCGAUGGCAUGGUGCUGCAAGCCGCCCUGAGCAACAUGUCGAUCGAGUUCAUCGACGGCGUCGUCGGCAGCGAGGUGCCCGACAAGGCGAUCCCAAAGGCCAAGGGCCGCGAGCGCCUCAAAGACGCCUCGAUCGGCUCAUGGCGCGCCCACAUGAACGCCAUCCGAGAGGUCGUCCACCGCAACCUCUCCUCAGCCCUCAUCCUCGAGGACGACACGGACUGGGACGUGCGCAUCCGCGAGCAGCUGUACGACUUCGCGCUGGCCUCGCACGCGCUGACCCAGCCCUUACGGGGGAGCCCCCCGUCCAAGCGCUACCACGACCCAACCUACCCGCACCCACAGCCCGAGUCCCCCGGCAAGCUCCCUGACCUGCCCUUCACCUCCCUUCCUCCCACCAUCCCCCCCUCCCACUCCCCCUACGGCGACGAGUGGGACGUCCUCUGGAUCGGCCACUGCGGCAUGCACUUCCCCUUCGAGAACUCGCCCCACGUGCCCAAGGCGCGCGUCAUCCGCGAGGGGGACGAGACCGUCGCGCCCAAGAAGAACCUCUGGACCUACAACAUCCCCUUCACCCUGAAAGAGACCUACCCGGCCCACACGCGCGCCUACCACCACGUGCAGGAAGGGGUGUGCUCGCUCGGCUACGCGGUCACGCAGCGCGGCGCCCAGAAGCUGCUGUACGAGGUCGGGCUGAAGGACGUGAGCGAGGCGUUUGACCUACUGCUGCGGUAUUAUUGCGAGGGCGAGAAGGGCCGCGCGCCGGGUAGGCAGUGUCUGACGACGCAACCGGGCCUGUUCCAGCAUCAUCGGACGGCGGGGCCGAUGAAUGCCAUGAGCGAUAUCGGGGAUCAUGGGGAUGAGUGGCGGGAGACGCCCAUGACGGAUAUGAUAAGGUGGAGUGUGCGGUUGAAUGCUGAUGCGUUGUUGGAGGGGAGGAGGCAGUUUGUGGAUCAGUGGCCGGAUCCGGAACCUGGGGAAGAGGAGGAGUGAGUGAGUGAGUGAGUGAGUGAGGGUAGGAUAGGAUAGGAUAGGAUAGGAUAGGAUAGGAUAGGAUAGGAUAGGAUAGGAUAGGAUAGGAUA
Molecule: messenger RNA, 1411 nt
Organism: Chaetomium strumarium
Lineage: Eukaryota; Fungi; Ascomycota; Sordariomycetes; Sordariales; Chaetomiaceae
Product: glycosyltransferase family 25 protein
Exons: 3
Coding region: 104-1321 (405 amino acids)
Source: RefSeq, a predicted model, not a curated record